AGCUUGUUGAAAAAAACUAAACUGAAAAUGAAAUCAAUUUGACAAAUCAUAAGUUUGAAAAUAAAUCAAGAAAAAUAAUUUUCCCCCGCACAAAGAGAAGACAAAAGAAGAAUGAAAAUUCUUUCAGAAAAUGUUCGAGACACUUUGCUUUGAACCUAAUUUUUGAGCUGUCGGUGGUUGAAAGUUUUAUGUCAUCGAACAAAAAGUAUUAGCUACAAAUCACAAAUCGCAAAAGAAAGCAACGUUCUCAUAAGAACUUGAUAGGAUGGGAAAAUAUUUUCGGUUGAAACUAUUUGUGAAUAAAAAUUAUUAGCAAAAGAAUUCAAUUCAAUUUGCAUGAUAACUUACAAUAUAAAACGCAAACAUUUAGUUACUAUUUUUAUGAUGAAGUCAAACGAAAAAACAUGUGAAACAAUGUGUUCAGAUAACUAGAAAAAUAGAAAGGAAACCCAUCACAUCCUUUGAAAAGGAAAGCACAAAAAAUAAAUUUUAUAUUAAAGAAUGUCCUGUAGUGUAUCAGAGUUACCUGCGGGGUGUCGACUUCGUGGAAUGGGCUCUGGAGUACAAAGUGGCUCUCUUAAUAAAUCCUUGACGGGCACGGGUCAAGAGUCACCUAACGUAGCGUUGCAGAGGUCACAAAAACCAUGUUACUUUUGUUGGUGUUGUUGCUGUAAUUGUUCUUUGGCAAUAAAAAAUGCAGAAGAUAAUGGACCAACGAAAAAAGAUCCUGCUAGUUCUGACUUACUUUGUGAUGGUGAACAACCAUCAGUGGAAGAAAUUCGAAGUUGGGCAAAAAGCUUCGAUAAACUCAUGAGAAGUUCAGGCGGACGUAAAAUAUUUCGUGACUUCCUUCGCUGUGAAUAUAGCGAGGAAAAUAUUCUGUUUUGGCUGGCAUGUGAAGAGUUAAAGCAAGAAACUAAUCCGGUGGCAAUAGAAGAGAAAGCUAGAAAUAUUUACGAAGAUUAUAUCUCAAUAUUAUCACCAAAAGAGGUUUCUUUAGAUUCUCGAGUUAGGGAGAUAGUGAAUAGAAACAUGGUUGAGCCUACAAUCACAACAUUUGAUGAAGCUCAACUACAAAUUUAUACUUUGAUGCAUAGAGAUUCUUAUCCAAGGUUUAUCAAUUCACCAUUGUUUAAGACACUGGCACAGAUAUCUGAAGGAUCAACAGCAUCAAAUACUGAAAGUCCUGAAUGAGGUCACCAUUAGGUUGUAAUGUAGGUAAUUUCACUUAAGUUAAGAUCAAAAAUAAAACAUCAAGAGAACUUUUAAGAGAUUAAAGAUAAAAAUAAUGAAGAAUUCAAGCAAGGAUUUAAAAUUAAAAAAGAAAAUGAACCACAAUUGUUGUUGGC
Messenger RNA from Clunio marinus, 1349 nucleotides. The record is from the annotation of a GenBank genome assembly. Lineage: Eukaryota; Metazoa; Arthropoda; Insecta; Diptera; Chironomidae.